GGAAUGGCGUGUGAGGGGGGCCAGAUCCCCUCAGAAAUUCCCUGAGGGAAUAUGGCGCGUAGGGAGGGACAGGGUGGUUUCCUGAGGAUUUGUGCUGUGGGGGAUGAAGCUGCUCCACGAAGGGGUUGUAGACUGUGCCCAGCAGGAGGAGGGGGCUGCUGCUGGGGAGCUCAGGAUGAGGCAGGUGGAGUUCAGCUGCUUUUCAGCUCGGCUAUUUUCAGGCAGAUUAGUGGGAAACAACACCUCAACAAAUGUUGCAGAUCUAGAGAGGGAACUUGUGAAACUCAAGAGAAGCUUUGGUCAUCACUGUGGAAUUCCUGGCAUGAGAAGGCAGAGCGUCAGGGUGGAGAGAAGAUCCUUGCUGAACUGCUGUAAUGAUGAAGACAGCGAUUUUAAUUGUCUUAAUCAUCUUCUCUUUGCUGGUUUCCGGGAAGAAAUUCCGAUGGUGCACCCUUUCUGACCUGGAACAAAGAAAGUGUGCUGAGCUCUCCAAAGCGCUUACGGCUGUGCUGCCCUUCACUACUGCCAGUUCCUUUACUAGGAUUUCUUGCAUCAGAGCCCACAAUACAUAUGACUGCAUUGAUAAAAUCAGGGCAAAUAAAGCAGAUGCUGCCUCCUUGGAUGCUGGAGAUAUUUACUCUGCUGUAAAGCUGUAUGGUUUGGCCGUGGUGGCAAAGGAGAUCUAUGAUCAAGGAAACUGUGUGUUUGCUGUGGCCAUUGCCAAACGAGGAACUCUGGAUAUCCAGAGUCUACGAGGUGUGCGCAGCUGUCACAAUGGAGCCAGGUGGACAUCAGGCUGGAAUAUUCCACUUGGCUUUCUCCUUGCAAGAAAUUAUCUUUCCUGGGAUGAGGCACAACCUCUGAGGCAAGCAAUCAGUGAGUACUUCAAUGCAAGCUGCAUCCCUGGGGUUGGUGUUGCUGCUCCCCGUUUGUGUGCUCUCUGCCAAGGACAAAAAUCCUAUGUCAGAGACAGGAACCACUUCUGUGAGACAAGCAGCAAUGAACCCUUCUACGACUCCGACGGAGCCUUCAGGUGCUUGAAGGAUGGAGUGGCAGAUGUUGCCUUUUUAGAUCACCUAAGAAUUAUGAGUGCCACAGAGUCAGAACAACAGGAAUAUGAACUCUUGUGUCCUGAUGGCUCCACAGCUGAGCUGACAGAACACAGCACCUGUAACCUGGGCAAGGGGCCUGGCCGUGGCAUCGUCACCCGCAACAACUUCCAGAAGAUCACCAACAAAUUCCUUAGCAUGAUCCAACGCCUCUUUGGGCGUAAAGGAAAGGAAAGAGCCAGGUUUGAACUCUUCAGUUCAGCAGCCUUUGGGGGAAAGAAUCUGCUGUUCCGAGAUGCCACUCAGCACCUGCAGCUUCUCGAGGAGCAGCUGGAGAUUGCCUAUGUCCUUGGUCUGGAUUAUGUAGCUCUCCUUAAGGGACUUGGCCAUGAAGGGAGCUCUUUGGACAACAGCGUUGUGCGCUGGUGCUGCAUCAGUGAUGCUGAGCUUCGCAAAUGCGAGGAGUGGGCACUGAACAUCAAAUCCGACCCAUUAGUCUGUCUCCAAGCAAACUCCAUGACCAAAUGCAUUGAGAUGAUCAAGAGUAGUGAGGCUGAUGCAGUCACCCUGGAUGCAACACACGUUUACAUCGCAGGGAGGUGUGGACUGGUGCCUGUAGCUGCAGAAUGCUAUGGGGGAGAUUGUGCCCCAGCAGCUGAGACCAUGGAGAAAACAGGGAAACAAAUUCAUCUUAAGCACAAAGCACUACCACCAGUUUAUGCUGUUGCCCUAGCUAAGAAAAGUGCCAAACAGAUUCACAUCCAUAACCUUAGGGGAAGGCGGUCCUGCCACAGUCACCUGUAUAGUCCUGGCGGAUGGUUACUUCUGUCCAGACACACAGUGGGAGCUCAGCAGAAUGACACUGACAACUGUGAUAUUGCCUCUGCUUAUCAGAAUUACUUUUGGAAGGGCUGCAUGCCAGGAGCAGAUGGAAACCUGUGCAAGGUGUGCAUUGGAGAUGGUGAGGUGGAAGGAGCUCGGGUGUCCAGCAGAUGUGCUGCAAGUCACAACGAACGUUACUACGGCAAUAUGGGAGCACUCAGGUGCCUAGUUGGCAAUCCCAGUGGAAGAAGCUUUGGAGAUGUAGCUUUCCUGGAACACUCAAACCUGCUCCAGAAUAUAGAGGAUCUGGGCAGCUCUGGUUGGGCAAAAGGUUAUACUGCCCUUGACUUUGAACUCUUGUGUCCGGACGGAACACGCGCUGCAGUCACAGAAUGGGCUGGCUGUAACCUUGGCCCCAUUCCCCCCAGCGCAGUCAUGACUCGACCAGUCACUGUCACUAAAAUCUCUGAGUUUCUACUGAAAUCUCAGGAAUCACUGGGAAGCAAAUUGGAUUCUGAAUUCCAACUCUUUCAGUCAUGGAAGUAUGGUGAAAAUGAUUUGCUUUUCAAAGACACUACACAGUACCUUGUUCAUGCAAGUCACCUGAGCUAUCAGGAGAUUCUUGGAGAGUCUUUUGUUCAACUGGCGGAAUCAGUGUUUAAUUGCACACCUGCAGGUAUCUUGGAUUUCUGCAAACAGGAUAUCUGUGCAUCCUCAUCCAACUGACAGCUCAUACAGAGGCUUUGCAAGGCAUGUAACAUCAGCAUCAUUGCUGGUUGAACAAGGAAAAUGUGCAAGUCCAGCCAAUCCAAAGCAAUCAGCAAGGAAACAGUCAUCUCUAAAAAUGUAUGCUGAACACCUUCUUGUCUUUUUUUUCAGCAGAUUUUAUGUUUAUGAUGAUAUAGUACUAUUCAUAUGUUGCCCCUUUCUUUUUUGGAGCACAGCAGCAUGGGAAACAGCACAACCAACAGCACAGAACUAGGACCAGCAUUGUGGAAAGAGCAGGGCCAGUACCAUGGACUAAAAUACAGACUGGUAUGAGUGGCACAGGUUAGUUGGUAGCAUUUUGCCUUGUCUGUCUUGUAAACAGUUUCCAUGCAAAAACCCCAAUCAGCUGACAUUUUGGUGGUUGUGACAUCGUCUUCCUGUAUCUGUGAUUUUGGCUGCAGCUAGGUAGUCCCUGCUGAAUACACGUAUGUAUUUCUUCUUUAACCAACGAUUUUUACUAGUAAAUCAAAACAUUUUUCCUCACAAAUAAAUGUAUUAAGAUAUUUAAUAGCCAGCAGAACUGGAUGCUUGCAGCAGUGGAUGUUCCGCUUUGUCAAGACCUCCAACCGUUACUUUAUAUUUGAAUUUAAGAUUCUCUGAAAUGUCAAAAUAUUAUCUAUCCAUUAAACACCUCAAGUUUUACAAGCAGAAACUCUGCCUGAAUAUGA
This is a messenger RNA of Cyanistes caeruleus (blue tit), 3307 nucleotides long. The record is from RefSeq and is a predicted model, not a curated record. NCBI's taxonomy places the organism in Eukaryota, Metazoa, Chordata, Aves, Passeriformes, Paridae.